Molecule: messenger RNA, 2508 nt
Organism: Labeo rohita (rohu)
Lineage: Eukaryota; Metazoa; Chordata; Actinopteri; Cypriniformes; Cyprinidae
Gene: prss56
Product: serine protease 56
Exons: 13
Coding region: 955-2175 (406 amino acids)
Biological process (GO): proteolysis
Molecular function (GO): serine-type endopeptidase activity
Source: RefSeq, a predicted model, not a curated record
UCCAGCUUUGGCAAGUUCCUCGUGAUUUGCUCUCAUCGUCUUAAUGAAUUCAACUGGGAGUGCAUUGGCCCUGAUGCCCACCCCCUCAGAGAGAGGUCCAGUGCUCUUGCUUAUAUCUGCAGGGCUGCUCCAUGCCCUUCCAUUGUUCCAUCUGCUUCUGUCACUAACAGAUCCUCCAAGAGGAAUUGUGGGAGAAAGCUAAGCUGGCCAGGAGGUGGGAGAAGCCUUAAUGCGAAGGGAGCUGCUUCUUAAGGCUGUUAGAAAAUACAUUUUUCGCUUGGAAGACUCACCUGUGGACAGCUGAAGUGGAAUCAUGGGUGUGAUGUCACUGCUGCUGUUGAUGAUGAUUGGCUGGUGUGGUGGAGCGCCACCCGUGAGAGAGGUGUACAGAAUGCCACAGAGUGCACUUAAAGAGCUGUCUGAUAGAGGAACAGUAGUGAUGGAGGCCGCUCUGUCCCGCGCUCUGUCUGCCGUAGAUGCUGCCGUAUCGGACCGCAGCAAGGCUGAGGCAGGCUGCAGAGGGUGUGUGCCCUGUCUGUUUCAGGACUGUGGACAGCGAAAAGGCACUUGUGCAUCUCCAGAGGAUACACAGUCAGAGCCUAGCUGUGAGGUCAUCUCCCAUGCCCAGCAGGAAGCUGAUGAAGGAGAGAGGAGCUGGUUGCUGAGUCAGGCAUGUGGCUUCUAUAAACGCCGUUGCACACCUGAACAGGUGAACAAAGAUUUGUGCAUCAGAGUCAUGGGAGAGAGCUGCAGUGCUCGUGUCUUGCAGUGCAGUCUGCUCAACACCAUGCAGAACCUGGAGCCAGCCACACAGACCACAGCACAGGCUGUGUGUGGCCAGCGUUUCGCUGUCUCGCAGAACAUGACACAGCCUCGCUCUCGUAUCAUGGGGGGAUCUCCUGCCCUCUGGGCAGCUGGCCAUGGCUGGUGAACCUUCGGCUGGACGGGGCUCUGAUGUGUGGGGGUGUUCUGGUUGACAGUUCUUGGGUUCUCACUGCCGCCCACUGCUUUGCUGGGAGCCGCAGUGAGAGUUACUGGACAGCUGUAGUGGGAGAGUUUGACCUCACAAAAACUGACCCUGAUGAGCAGCUCAUGAAAGUCAAUCGCAUCAUCACUCAUCCGAAGUUUAACCCAAAGACGUUCAAUAACGACAUUGCUCUGGUGGAGCUGAGUUCUCCAGUAAUUCUGUCUGAACGGGUCACACCUGUCUGCUUACCCUCUGACCUCGAUCCACCGGCUGGUACACCCUGUUUGGUGGCCGGCUGGGGCUCCUUAUAUGAGGACGGUCCUUCAGCAGAUGUGGUAAUGGAGGCAAAAGUGCCCCUGCUGUCCCAGACCACCUGUCGCAGUGCACUAGGGAAGGAGCUGCUCACGAACACAAUGUUCUGCGCUGGGUACCUGUCUGGAGGCAUCGACUCAUGCCAGGGUGACUCUGGAGGGCCGUUGAUCUUCCAGGACAAUUUAUCAGGACGAUUUCAGCUGUUUGGCAUCACCUCUUGGGGGGAUGGCUGUGGGGAGAAGGGAAAGCCUGGCGUUUACACGCGGGUCACAGCUUUCUCUGAUUGGGUCAUGACAGAGAUACAAAAGUCCUUUGGGAGUCGGGAGCCCACAUGCCCUGAGCUGCUUAAGACAACUGAGCUGUCUGAAGAACAGCAGAUGUCAGAGUUCACCACGCUCUGCCACUUCUACACACUAUCCUGCCCUCCCACCCUCGACCCCUCUGCCUGUCAGCGUCUCGCUCAGGACAAAUGCCAAAGCCGCUUUAAAAAGUGCCAGUUGCAUUCCUUCCUGCAGACUCUGCUGGACUUACUUCAGAGGGCCGAUGACUAUAUCAGAGAUAAAGUUGAUCUGACCUUCUUCACUCAGACUCUUCCUCAGCUGGUGGAGAAUGUGUACAGCUCUGCUCAGAUACCACGAAAGCGUAGAAGUUCAUCUGAAACAGAGCAGGUAGGCCAGCCAGCACUAUUCCAGCAAGUGGGCCCCCUGGUGGACGACUGGGAGAGCUACCUUACAGGCAUUGCUGAAGAUCUGGAUCAACACAAAGAACUAAAAACUCACAGGAACUGUCUCAGGAGCAACAACUCUUCAUACCGGAUGAAGAUGGUGAAAGAGCUCCUCUUCAGCAGCUCGACGGAUCGCUGCGCACCUCUAUUGCUGCCCUUCGUUCCAAACUAGAAUCAUUGCGCAUUCCUGUCAUACCAGAAUUGGACCACCAACUGUUUCAGAGGGAUUUCACCAUUCCCACCACUGGAAAACAGGAUAAUAGUGCCAAAUCUAGAGAGUCUGUAUUGUCAGCUGACAUUUGGACUGGUCUGCUAUAUGAAGCCCUCAGAGGAAGCGGCACAGGAAGUGUCACAGGACAUCCAGUGAUGACAGCAUCCCCUCGGGAUGAUAUGGAUACAGCAUCUAGAUCUGUGGAAACUUCGACCCAACCACUCUUUAAAAAGCUCCUGUGGAGGAGAAAGAGAGAUCUACACAAGCGUCAGAUACAAGGAGUCAAUGACAAAG